Messenger RNA from Sarcophilus harrisii (Tasmanian devil), 1607 nucleotides. RefSeq names its product cyclin Y like 1 (gene CCNYL1). Bases 38 to 1114 code for a protein of 358 amino acids. The record is from RefSeq and is a predicted model, not a curated record. The transcript has 10 exons. Lineage: Eukaryota; Metazoa; Chordata; Mammalia; Dasyuromorphia; Dasyuridae. Gene Ontology annotation, molecular function: cyclin-dependent protein serine/threonine kinase activator activity; protein kinase binding. Gene Ontology annotation, cellular component: plasma membrane. Gene Ontology annotation, biological process: regulation of canonical Wnt signaling pathway; regulation of cyclin-dependent protein serine/threonine kinase activity.
GCAGGACGCGAGGGCCGGGGGGCCGAGGGGGUGUCCCAUGGGGAACACGUUGACCUGUUGCGUGUCCCCGGAUGCCAGCCCCAAACUCAGCCGGGGUGCGGGGGCGGCGGGCCCGGAGCGCCGGCUGGAUGCCUACGACGCAGGAGCCGGGGACGCGGUGCUGGCGGCCGCAGAGCCCAAGGAGACGGACUCGGCGGGAGGCGAGGGACCGCACCUGCAGCACAUCAGCGACCGAGAGUUUCCCGACGAUUUAGCCAUGGAAUCAAACCCAUCUGAUCAUCCCAGAGCAAGCACAAUAUUUUUGAGCAAAUCCCAGACUGAUGUGAGAGAAAAGAGGAAGAGCAACCAUAUAAACCAUUUGUCUCCAGGGCAGCUCACUAAAAAGUAUAGCUCAUGCUCAACAAUAUUUAUAGAUGACAGCACAGUCAGCCAGCCUAAUCUCAGAAGCACAAUCAAGUGUGUGACGUUAGCAAUAUACUACCACAUAAAAAACAGAGAUUCAGAUAGAUCCUUGGAUAUUUUUGAUGAGAAAUCCCAUCCACUCACACGUGAUGAUGUUCCUGAUGAUUACUUCAAGCAUGACCCCGAUCACAAGCAUAUUUACCGAUUUGUCCGGACUCUCUUUAGUGCUGCACAGCUAACAGCAGAAUGUGCAAUAGUCACUUUGGUUUACUUAGAAAGACUUUUAACUUAUGCUGAGAUUGACAUUUGCCCAAGUAACUGGAAAAGAAUUGUUUUGGGAGCCAUUCUUCUUGCUUCCAAGGUUUGGGAUGAUCAGGCAGUUUGGAAUGUGGACUAUUGCCAGAUCUUGAAGGACAUUACAGUUGAGGACAUGAAUGAGAUGGAAAGACACUUCUUGGAGCUCCUGCAGUUUAAUAUUAAUGUUCCUGCCAGUGUUUAUGCCAAAUACUACUUUGACCUUCGCUCCUUAGCAGAUGACAACAACUUGAGUUUUCUGCUGGAGCCUCUCAGCAAAGAGCGAGCACAGAAACUUGAGGCUAUUUCCAGACUGUGCGAAGACAAAUACAAAGACUUGUCCAAAGCUGCCAUGAGACGAUCUUUCAGUGCUGAUAAUUUAGUCGGUAUUCGCCGUUCUAAUGCCAUCCUCUCCUGAAGGAGAAGUGAGGUGCGAUGGGUCAGAAAGCCAGCGUCCACAGAGAGCGGGGGAACGCUCCCUGCCCGACAACCAGCACGUGGUGGUUUCAGCGAGAGGAAGGGCACUGACUCCAAGGGACUCGGGAACCUGAGGAUCACACUCCAUAGGAAAGAUGGGACCUUGUCAAAGCAGCACAUUCUCCUGUCCUUUUUAAUGUAUCCAGAGGUGCAAAAACAAACUUUAUAAUGAAACUUCCUGAAUCCCACCCCACACACAGAUGUUUGCUUACUGUGUAGGCCUAUAGCUGUGAACUAUGUAAGUUUUUUUUUUAAUUAGUAGUUUUAAAUUUUAACAUUUAAACACUAACCAUGUGACUCUAGUUAAAAAGUUCCCUCUACCUUCCAGCCACUCCAGAACCUUGCUGCAUAUGCCUUUCAGAGUCAAUGCAGUAUUAACCUUAGAACGUGGGACUCUUAAUAAAACAUCAAGCCUCUUAGGAGCAGAUACUGUA